AUGGAUGCGAUGGCGGCUCGCCUUCAGAGCUCCUUCGAUGUGCGUCUUGCCAUUCCAUUCCAUCCAUGCACUGCUGGUUCAAGCUCCUUUCCCUGCCACCCUUCACCACCCAUCCGCAUCUUUCCGCACCCUGCCAUCUCCCCUCCGAUGUGCGUCUUGCCAUUCCAUUCCAUCGCACUACUGGCGCAUGCUCCUGAGGUGCUCGCGUCUGCCUCCUUGCUCGUGGAGGCUGCUUCAUCGGCUCCUCGUGGUGACACACAGUCAGGCUCCAGUGCGCCGCACAGUGAGGUGGCGAUAGCAUCAGCGCUGGAGGUGUUUCAGAGCCGAGUGGACCUCUUUCAAGCCGCCUGCGACCGGGCUCAGCAGCAAGUGGACGCAGCAAGGCACCGGCUGCUGUCGGAAAGCCUGGUGGACGAAGCAAGAGGCGCAGUAAUUGACACGCCUGCUGUGGGUGCAGCAGGAGGAGAGGAGGAGGCCCAGAUGGUGCUGGGAGCAACUCGAUUGGAGCAGAUCAGCAAGGCAGUGAGAGUCAUGGUGCAGGACCUGCAGCACGGGCAUGCAGACAAGCACUGA
Messenger RNA from Closterium sp. Naga37s-1, 573 nucleotides. The record is from the annotation of a GenBank genome assembly. Lineage: Eukaryota; Viridiplantae; Streptophyta; Zygnematophyceae; Desmidiales; Closteriaceae.